GACAUGACUUCGCAGCGGCCAACAUCAUCCUCUUCCUCCCUGCUGGAUAUUGUCGCAAAUCUCGCUUCGCCAAAGUCUUUGCUUUUUAACGCUCAUCACACCAACCCCCCUCCUUCCCUGCCGUCUCAACGCGCACCAACGAUGGAUAAGUCGCAACAGCCCAGCUCGUUCCAGCAGCUGGAAAAGCUCGGAGAGGGUACAUAUGCUACUGUCUUCAAAGGACGAAACCGGCAGACAGGCGAACUUGUCGCCCUGAAAGAAAUCCACCUCGACUCCGAAGAGGGAACGCCAUCAACUGCCAUUCGCGAAAUCUCAUUGAUGAAAGAGUUGAAACAUGAGAGUAUCGUAUCACUCUACGAUGUGAUUCACACGGAGAACAAGCUCAUGCUUGUGUUCGAAUAUAUGGACAAGGAUUUGAAAAAGUAUAUGGACACUCGGGGCGACCGAGGGCAGUUGGAUCAAGCGACCAUCAAAUCGUUCAUGCACCAACUUAUGAGUGGUAUCGCUUUUUGUCACGACAACCGAGUCCUACACCGAGAUCUGAAGCCGCAGAACUUAUUGAUCAAUAAGAAAGGGCAAUUAAAGCUGGGUGAUUUCGGACUUGCUCGCGCAUUCGGCAUUCCCGUGAACACAUUUUCAAAUGAAGUCGUGACGCUUUGGUAUCGUGCUCCCGACGUCCUUCUCGGCAGCAGGACAUAUAAUACAAGUAUCGAUAUCUGGUCGGCUGGCUGUAUCAUGGCAGAGCUAUAUACAGGCCGCCCCUUGUUUCCGGGAACAACCAAUGAGGACCAACUGCAGAAGAUUUUCCGCCUGAUGGGGACACCCUCUGAACGCUCUUGGCCAGGGAUCUCCCAGCUGCCGGAGUACAGGGCCAAUUUCCACGUAUACGCAACACAGGACCUUGGCCUCAUCCUUCCCCAAAUUGACCCGCUCGGUCUCGAUCUGUUAAACCGAAUGCUGCAACUCCGACCGGAGAUGCGAAUUGACGCCCAUGGCGCUCUGCAGCAUCCAUGGUUCCAUGACCUUCCGCAGCUCCAGGCACAGUUGCAGCAACAGCAAAUGGCCGGAUAUGGAGGGAUGAUGCCACCGCAACAAGCGUAUUAG
Aspergillus nidulans FGSC A4 is the source of this 1104-nucleotide messenger RNA. RefSeq names its product cyclin-dependent serine/threonine-protein kinase phoA. The coding region runs from base 4 to 1104 and encodes 366 amino acids. The record is from RefSeq and is a predicted model, not a curated record. The transcript has 3 exons. Lineage: Eukaryota; Fungi; Ascomycota; Eurotiomycetes; Eurotiales; Aspergillaceae. Gene Ontology annotation, molecular function: protein kinase activity; protein serine/threonine kinase activity; transferase activity.